AUGGUCCUUGACUACAGCAAAUGGGACGCCCUGGAGCUGUCCGAUGACUCAGACGUCGAAGUUCAUCCCAAUGUUGAUAAGCGCUCUUUCAUCCGAGCAAAGCAGGCCCAGAUUCACCAGCAACGAGAGCAGCGUCGUCAUGAAAUCAAAACUCUGAAGUAUGAGCGUAUUAUCAAUGAUGGAUUGCUGUCGCGCAUCGAUAAGCUUCUCGAGUCUCUGAAGAAGCACGAAGACUCGUCUGCUUCCCCCGACGAGUUCAUUUUCACGACUAUUAUGGAGUUCGCAAGCAACCCCGCCGAAGACCAGGCCCCCACCCCGCCGGAGGGAGUAUACACACACGAGCCGGAACAGCCCAAGUUUUCCCAGAUGAUGAGCUCACUGGUGGACCAAGUGAAGAAGGAAAUUGGCGAUUCUAAGCCCGAGAACCUCUUCAAGGCAUACAUCCAGGGUGUGAAUGGACACCUGGAAAAGAUUCAAGGACUCCAAAAGGAAUUGUUUGCAAAGCUUGCACAACUUGAGAAGGAGGAAGGCGCCAAGAUCACCAGUGAUAAGCUACAUGAAGGUUUCAACCAAUCACAUGUGGCCAAGGUUGCUGAGAAGGAGAAGGCGGUUGCCAAAACUAAAGAGAGCUCCGUUGAGCUUCUGAACCCGGGCGCGGCAAGCUCCGCCACCAAGGCCGACGAUGAAGGCGAUGAUGAGGACCCUGCCGAUAUCGAGAUUAGUCCGCUGGCAAAGAAGUUUGCUCAGCUCAAGCCUGGAGACUACAAGGCGUAUCUGAACUUCAUCUCAGCGAACCCGGAAAUUGUCGCCGAGAAAGAGACCGACGGCCUGCUUGUUGAGGCAUUCAAUAGUCAGCUCAAGGGCCAAGAUGACUAUGCUCGCCAGUGCGUGCACCAAGGUCUGCUUCUGCAAUACUGCCGCUCGCUCGGUCGUGACGGCAUCCAGCUGUUCUUCACUCGCAUCACUACCAAGGAUCACCGCGCAUCAACCCUAUUCCUUAAUGAUGUCAAUGAAACUUACGCUCGCAUCAAAACCCGCUCCGCUGAACUCAGCAAGGAUGGCUCAGCAUCCAACGAUCCUGCGGGAGUAGAGCAAAUCCAGCUGCAUGCCGUUGACCCCAACACCAAGAUCACUAUCAACCUGCCCGCCGCCAAUAGCGAGGACCCCACUGAGAUUGAGGUGCGCAAGAUCUUCGACGCUUUUCCUGAAGACCUGCAAAAGGCACUGGCAACCGAGUCCUUGGACGAAGUCAACAAGGUUCUCGGCAAGAUGUCCGUCGAGGAGGCAGAAGUUGUUGUGGAGCAAUUGGGCAAUGGUGGCAUGCUCAGCUUGGAGGAAGGAAUUGUGGACGCCACGACAGCAGAGGGCCAAAAGAAACUGAAGGAGUUGGAAGAAGAAGGAAAACAGGAAGUUGGUGAGCCCGGUGGUGAUGUUACCGAGCUUGACUAA
Messenger RNA from Penicillium crustosum, 1449 nucleotides. RefSeq names its product Hsp90 co-chaperone CDC37. Gene Ontology annotation, cellular component: cytoplasm. Lineage: Eukaryota; Fungi; Ascomycota; Eurotiomycetes; Eurotiales; Aspergillaceae. The transcript has 2 exons. Bases 1 to 1449 code for a protein of 482 amino acids. The record is from RefSeq and is a predicted model, not a curated record. Gene Ontology annotation, molecular function: protein kinase binding; protein-folding chaperone binding; heat shock protein binding. Gene Ontology annotation, biological process: protein stabilization; protein folding.